AGCGGCUCGAUGACAAGCUGCCCUCCCCUAUGGAUUGCAGGCUAUGCUCGGUGAUGACUCAUAGGUAGAGCCGCCAACAGGUCGAAUAUAAAAGCAGCACUCAAUUUGAAGGCGAGAUGCUGCAAGCUCAUUUCCAGUUUUCUGGUAGGAACAAUCCCCUGCAACCCACUUCCCAGUUUGAAAACAGAACAAAAGUACGUGUACCUCAGCUUAUGUACUUUGGCGCUCACAUAAAGGCUAAACUGGACCGCCAUUAAGAAAUGUCAGCUAGCUCAGGACUGAAAGGGUUUUGCGAUAUAUGCAGCCAUGCGAACAAUGAACAUCGACAAUAUAAAUGCAAUGCAUGUAACCAGCCAAAAAAAUGGAAGAUUUGCCAACAACCUUCCCAUGGAGGCUAUGUGGUGUGUGUCAAGUGUGAGACCUGUGCGCCAGGAGGUGGCCCACCAGGCUCCCAGCCUGAUGGCCAUAUGAAAUAUCUAUGUGACGAAGUCGUAUCCUAACGGACCAAGCUCGCACACCCGCGAGCAAGACGUAAGCACCUUAAGGACAAUCUGUGGAGUAUAAAGUUGUGGUUCUUGGGAGAAGAUACGUAUUGAUGGAGUUGAAAUAUACAAUACGCACAAAGAUCGUUAGAAAGUAACUAGAAAAUGAAACUCCCCAUCUGCACCCGAUGUUCCGCGCGCCUGUACUUUCGUAAGAAGCCAAUCAAAUGUCUGUGGGAGUCGGUGCAUAGUAACGGACUAUAUAUAAUCCGUGAACGGCAUGGUUAUAUAAGCGGCGGUUCUCGCAUCGUGAGGUCUGUCUUGAAGAUAAAAGUAAAAGCUGGUUACCUGUAACAGAACUUCAGGAAAGAGCAAGUCUUUGCGAAGAUGGUUUCCCGAGAAAUGACUAAGUAUAUACCACUUUCGAUCUAGGCGCGGACUUUCAAGCUGAUUAGUAGAAGGACCCAGAGGAGUCGCGAUCACCUCCAGCCGAGUCAAGAUGAGCUUAACGCCGCGUUGCAUGAGGCUCGUUAUUACUGGCAUGGCCUUGCGCAGCAAGCUGUCACCCAAUACAGGCAUGGCCCUCCUUCCCAAUGUUUUCGGCCUGAAAAUAUGCUCGGAUAUGUCCCGGCGAUGCCGGAUAUUCAUAUGAACCAUCGCCAUGAGGCCUUUGAUAAGUUUACGUCAAACGGGGUACUGUACAUCAGAGCAGAGGGUGUGUGGGUUGUUUCAGAUGGCGGUGAGUGCGGCAUUGGCGGAAAGCAGAAGAUACGAGCCGCAUCUCUCCCGAUAGGAGUUCGACGGCCCACGCCUGUUUGCUUCAAGAAUGCUGCCUUUCACAAAGGGGCCGGAGUGGGAGGAGCUCAUGAGGUUAAUAUCAUCGGAACACUCGCCUUGGGAUGGUCAUACAUAUUUUCGGCAGCAUUAAUCGAGAGGCAGGGAUCAGGAUUGUCCAGCUUAGACUAUACCGAUUCUAUUGCGGAAAUGUGCUAUGGGAAGGCAGAAGUGAUCGGUAACAUGAUUGAUGUUGGCUGUGUAAGUGCGCAGGCAGCACGGUGGUGGGGAUCGAUUCUAGCACCUGGGCAAGGUUGGAAGGCUACAGUGUUACAGAGUGACAGUGCCUGCUACAUCUCACCCUGGUCUGUGGCGCUCGAGCACGACGAAGCCUUCAAGGUCAGAGUGAGUGAUUUACCAACGAAUUCAACAAUGAAAUCCCUAAGUCCUCCAUCCUCCCAACAAGCAUUGGAGUUUCUUAUCGACCUUUGUGCGCUUCACGGUUCCCAUAGCCAACUCUUUGUCGCUCUCGCAACUGCUAUGACAUUCCCAGCACACAACUACUAUGGAACGCCAUCCAGGUUGCCUAGCGUACGUGGAUCGAAUACUCUCAAAUCUCCUCAAGUCAUAGCGGAUGCUAAAGAGCUUUCUGCCCAAAUCCCUUACUAUAUGACGAUGAGUUGUGCCCACAGCGUGACUGUUUCGAGUCUCUGCAGUGUAUUUUGGGAACCCGAAGUAUGCUGUAAUUUGGUCAGUCCAUGGCUUCAUCCUGUGCUCAAAGAAAUACCCAAUAAUUAUUCCGGUUCUCUCUCCUUAGAUGAGAUUAUCCCUUUACUUUGUGCCCUACGAUGUCCAAAUCUUGCAGCUCUCUGGCUUGGAGCCACCCUUAGUGGGCUUUCUUCCACCGUCGUUGAGCUUGUUGGUAGCGGAACCCCUCCUCUGGACACAAACGGUGCGCCAUGGACUGGUAACCCACAGUCUUUCAUGGAUGUUCCGGGUUCAGGCCCAUAUAUUCAAUUUGACUCCUUGCAGGAUAAGCUCUUUAGGUCGGACGCCUGGCGCCUUCUUUACCUACCGGCCGCUGUCGAGGAUGACUUGCAAUAUAAUAGCCCGCCAUUUUCACCAUGGCAACCUGUCGGCAUGACCGACUUCGAAUAUACAGCGAUUAGAGUAAAAGCCCAUAGAGAUUGUCCCCGUCACGAGUUAGUUUACCAUCACUGGUCAUGGCGCCUGAAGAAUGGUUCGGGGUUAGAAGGACGCGGCUAUUGUUCUGACGCCAUCCCUCGUCACUCUCAUAAAAUAGAUUCUCGCAUUACGGCUAUGGACCACCAAACGCUUUCCCUGGCAGACCAGGAAGCAUCCAUGAUGGCCUCACGAGAAGUCUUCGCGUGGGUUACUCGCAACUGUGAAGGACAUCCUCCCGAGGAGAUAUACUCUGACCCAUGGAUACGUGAUGAUAGCGAAAGCGAAGCGUCAGAGUCUUGCACAUCUUCUAAGAGUGCAAGAUCCACUGGCGGGUUAACAGGGCCAUCAAAUAUCCAAGCAUGGAUUAUGAGAACAAAUUCCUAACUAUAGCCAACCAGGUUCCCGGUAAAAACGCAAGCUAUCAACGCACGCGAGGUUGCGGUGCGAUUUAAAGCGCGAUGGAACAUUUUACCACAGCAGGUUACACUAACGAAUAGCCCAUGAUUGUAUAAUUUGCUCCGUCACUAUUUAUAAGGUGUGUCUCCCCUAAGGUGUAUCCAUAGAUAGGUGAUAUAGAACGGGCUGGGUUGAACCACAAAAAGCACAUGAGUGCUUUGGCGCAUGCCAACGUGUGCACGGUUCAAUAACAAAGUAUAUAUAAUCACCGCCUCCGUGAGAGCGACUUUGAUAAAGCGUAUACUGCACAAUAAGUUGUAGCCUAUGUUUACCUAGCGAAAAGAAAAGAUUAUGAAAAUGCCGGGCAUCCGGAAAAUUUUCUUUUACCUGGCCUAUGUUGGAAGUAACACACCUCGGAAACUCCCCCUAUAUGAUCACAAGACAUCGGCUAUCAAGCGAAGGUGCCUAUGGACAAAGAUUCGAAGCAGAGCAAUUAACUAUUGGUACUAGAUAAGGGGACAAUAUUUCCCUUAACGCGGCAACCUAACAUGUCGGCGGCGUGUCCGCCUCCUUCCAUUUGA
Messenger RNA from Trichophyton rubrum CBS 118892, 3418 nucleotides. RefSeq lists its product as uncharacterized. The record is from RefSeq and is a predicted model, not a curated record. Bases 1095 to 2825 code for a protein of 576 amino acids. NCBI's taxonomy places the organism in Eukaryota, Fungi, Ascomycota, Eurotiomycetes, Onygenales, Arthrodermataceae. The transcript has 2 exons.